This is a messenger RNA of Babesia bigemina, 3009 nucleotides long. RefSeq lists its product as hypothetical. Gene Ontology annotation, cellular component: nuclear cap binding complex; nucleus. Gene Ontology annotation, molecular function: mRNA binding; RNA cap binding. Bases 1 to 3009 code for a protein of 1002 amino acids. The transcript has a single exon. Gene Ontology annotation, biological process: nuclear-transcribed mRNA catabolic process, nonsense-mediated decay; mRNA export from nucleus. Lineage: Eukaryota; Apicomplexa; Aconoidasida; Piroplasmida; Babesiidae. The record is from RefSeq and is a predicted model, not a curated record.
AUGGAUCCGAUAGACGUCGAUAUUGACGACCGGGGCGACGCCCUUGACAACAACGAGGAGUGGAAUCAACAACAACAGCGUAAGAACGAUCAGCAGCUGCACGGGCAAGUAAGUCCCGCGCGUGACGGCGCAGCCAAUGACAACGCUGUGGAAAGGGGGGAUGGCCACACCGGGAAAGGCGGCGAUGAGCCUAUGCUGGGAGGAAACCGUGAGGUUUCCCCGAAGUCCUCGAAACGUAAACGUUCCGUAUCUGUCGACAAUGCUGAGGGCGGCGAGGAACCCCAGGGCAACGCCGCAGGUCAAAAGGAGCGUGGUAAGCAGGGCCAAGGACGGGAAGGCAGGCGGAGGCACAAGUUCAGACGGACCUUCAACGAAUCGGACAAUAGGAUGCCGCAGGGCUCGGAGCAGAGGCAUCCGCGUCACCACUCUACGUGGAACCCGGAAUUGGGCAAGGCGAAACGGUGGGACACUGCGAUCAUCACGGCGCUCGACGCCUAUGACAACGCCAAGCAGGACAUCAUCGAAGCCGCGAACAUUCUGGAGGAGGUCAAUGACACCAGCAAGCCCGCCAUUGCCACUUUCGAGCGCUGUGUAGAGGCGUUCCCGGUCAAAACGGCCGCCUACGCCAGCGUGGUCGGCAUACUGAAGGCCAAGGGGAAAGCGACCCUGGCCGAGCACAUCGUGCAGCGCGUGCUCCACAACCUGGUGUCGAGCAUUUCGUCGGGGAACAGGAUAGCCGCCAUUCACAACAUGCGGUUCCUCAUUGGCACCCACUGUGCCGGAUUCGAGUCGUGCCAGACCAUGCAGAUCAUCGAGGCGCUGAUCAAGAUUGCCAAGAACAUCGAGGAGGCGGAGUUCGAGAGCCACCGCAAGUACGUCAACGCGGUUGUGGCUGCAGACAACCUCAUCUACAUCGUGAUGGCCAGCUUGCCGUGGUUCAGCCGCGACGAAUACACGAAGCACAAGAAGCAGAUACACGCCUUCUGCGACGAAAUCGCCGCCUACAGUGACCGUAGGAGCUACAAGAUGGAAAGGGUCGCCAGCGACCUGAAGCGCGCCGAUAUCGACCCGUCAAACGACGACCAUCUGCACAACCCGUACGCGUAUAUCGCCGCAUACAAUACCUACACGGACGAUAUACGGAUCCAGGAUAGGCUGACCACAGGGGUCGAGUGCCUCCGGUCGCUCAGGGAGCACGAUUGGAUCAACACCACCACCUUCAGGUUCUACCAGAGCAAGGGUAUUGCGGAGCACAUCUUCGUUGAGAACGCCGAGCAUGUAGUUGCCGAUGAGGUGGCGCAGGUCACGCAGGAGAUCCUCCAGGCCAUCUUGCAGAUCGAACACGAUAAAACGUGGAACUUCAAACCCGUUCCGUUCAUGCCGUUGAAGUUCGAGCCGCUCGACGAAAAGCACGACAAGAUCAAGCCACACGACAGGUGGAUCUUUGACGAGCACGUGAUCCAUACAAUCCACGUCUUUAUGGAUGACACCGCGCUCUGCGCGAGGCAGCUCAUCAAGAUCCCCUUCAACCACCAGUACGCCGACUGCGCGAUCAUGGAGAUCCUGUUCAACAUGAUGCUCUCGCCGAUAUACAGGCAGCACUUCAGCAUGUUCGCCAUCCUGGUGAUCCACAACCUGUGCAACAUCGAGCACAAGCUGGAAGGCGUCUUCCAUGACCUGUACUCGCAGCUCACGGACGACAUCCCGCGGCUGGACCCCGCCGUGGUCUCGGACCUUCUCACGGUCGGCGCCUACUGGUUCAGCGUGGAAUUCUGUAAGGUGAGGAGGCUGCCUCUGGCCAUGAAGCUGUACCGAUCGAAGCACAAGGCGGAUGGCAGCGGCAUGGACGUCGAAGACGACCGGAACGACCAGGCUGACACGGAGCAGGUGAAGGAGGCCAUUAGGAUGAAGAACAAGAACCUGUUCAACGUGAUGUUCAAGUACAACAUCAAGUCUCCUCUGAACUUCAACGAGAGGCUGCUGGACAAGAUAUCCAGGCUUGUUUACAUGGACCGGCUGCUGGUAUUCUCGCCGGAGGACCUGAAGGACAGCGUCCGGGCAGCCGUGCAGCUGCCGCCCCCGAACGUGCAACACGCGUUCCGCGACAAGCCCAUCGAGCACAAGGUCUUCCUCAACCUCUUCCAUUUCAACAAGCUCACGGCGGAGGAGAACGAGCUCCGAAACCGCCGCAUUGAGGGCUUCAUCAACAACCUCGUCGGGAAGGAGCCGCUGAAGGAGUUGCCGCCCAACGUGUUUGCGGAGAACAAGAUCCCCGACGUGGAGAUGACUGACGAGGCGGAUGCGGCGGACCCCACGGUGAAGCGCUGGAGCAGGGAGGAGCUCAUCCUCAUCUUCUGGGAGUCCCUGCUCAUCUUCGGCAACAAGUCGUUGACGCACCUCAUGCGGCUCCUGGAGUUCCACGGGGAGGUGCUCAAGAGGUUCGUUGACAACGAUCGGGAGGGCGCGUUCCAGGACUCAAUCACAUUCAAGGCGCUCAAGCUGACGCAGCAGACGCUCAAAAACACGAAGAAGUUCGAGCUGGUCACUGGGGAGCUGCUGAAGUUGAAUGUUAUAUCCCCUGCGGAUGCGUGCAGGUUGGUGUUCCACCACUUCCCGAGCGCCGAGUUCUUCUCGAACCACUCCCUGUGCAUCAUGGACACCGCGUUCGAAGUUGCGCGGGAGCGCGUGGAACACGCACGCACGCGCAUAGGGGAUUCCACGGGCAACCCCGAGCUGCAGCGCGUCGCGCUGGAGGAGCGCGAAAACUGGAUGCGCCAGCUGACCCUCACGCUGCUGGAGCUCGCCAACAACUUCAUGGCGCAGCGCAUGGGCGAGCAGCUGGACUCCAGCUUGGCCAGCAUCGUCAAGAACGUGCUGCUCAAAAACGCCACGCACUCGUAUGCGUUGGCGUACGCUCGCAACGAGGCUGCGGAGCGCGGGUUCCACCGCAGCCUCGUUGCCGCCGUGGACCUGGCGCUGCUCGUGCAGAGCAUCCAGACGCCCUUCUGA